Necator americanus (New World hookworm) is the source of this 270-nucleotide messenger RNA. RefSeq lists its product as uncharacterized. The transcript has 3 exons. Bases 1 to 270 code for a protein of 89 amino acids. The record is from RefSeq and is a predicted model, not a curated record. Lineage: Eukaryota; Metazoa; Nematoda; Chromadorea; Rhabditida; Ancylostomatidae.
AUGCCGGCACUUCUGGUUAGGAUCAAUCAAUCUUUGGUGAUGGCAAAGCGAGGACGCGCUAAUGAUAAUGUAGUCGACCAAAUCUCAAUUACCACAUCAAAACCUGAGAACGCUGUUGCUUACGCAUGCGCCCAUCGAUCUAACGGAAGAGAGUGUGCCUUGUUUACGCGCGCGUCACCCAUUGAACCGCUUGGACCCGGUACGAAGGAAGAGUUAGUGAAGAAUAUCCUAUGGUCAUGUAGUCUGCUGGAGAACGUGGUCGCUCAAUAA